Molecule: messenger RNA, 3552 nt
Organism: Myotis myotis
Lineage: Eukaryota; Metazoa; Chordata; Mammalia; Chiroptera; Vespertilionidae
Gene: MMP25
Product: matrix metallopeptidase 25
Exons: 10
Coding region: 440-2149 (569 amino acids)
Biological process (GO): collagen catabolic process; extracellular matrix organization; proteolysis
Cellular component (GO): extracellular matrix
Molecular function (GO): zinc ion binding; metalloendopeptidase activity
Source: RefSeq, a predicted model, not a curated record
ACCCGGACCCGCCCAGAGCUCGAAGGAGGGUCACUAGGUCCUGGCCGGGGACCGGGUCACCACCUGGCCCGCCCCUUCUCGCUGGAGGUCCGAAAAUUGGGCCAUUUCCCGGCCGCACCCUCACCGCUUAUCGGGGUGCGCCCGCCCCCCUCCGAGGGAGGGGCCGCCAGUGCCGUGCGGCGCCGGCACAGGACCGGCGGGGACCCCUCGAAGCCGUCGCAGCAGACCCAGCGCCCCUGGACCCUCCGCUGGACGCCACACGCCCCUGCUCCGUGCUGCCCCGGGCCCUUGACCCCUGUGCGGCCCCCAGUCCUCCCGCCCGGCCCUCCUACCCAGCACCGGGUGCCCCACCCUAGCCUCUCCGGUCUCCUCCCCCGACGCCCCGGGCGGCUCGGGUCGGGCCCCCCGGAGCCCCACGUUGCCCGGGCAGGAGCGCGCGAUGCUCCGGCUCCCGGUGCUGCUGCUCCUGGUGCUGCUCCAGCCGCCGCCGCUGCCCGCGCUCGCCCCGGAGCCCGCGGCGCAGGACGUGAGCCUGGGCUUGGACUGGCUGACCCGCUAUGGCUACCUGCCACCGCCCGACCCAGCCCAGGCCCAGCUGCGGAGCCCUGAAAAGCUCCGGGAUGCCAUCAAGGUGAUGCAGAGGUUUGCUGGGCUGCCUGAGACCGGUCUCCUGGACCCAGCGACGAUGGCCACCAUGCACAAGCCCCGCUGCUCUCUGCCCGACGUGCUGGGGGUGGCAGAGCUGGUUAGGCGGCGGCGCCGGCGCUAUGCCCUGAGCGGCGGUAUUUGGAAGAAGCGAACCCUGACGUGGAGGGUACACUCCUUCCCCCGGAGCUCUGCACUGAGCCAGGAGACUGUGCGGACGCUCAUGCACCAUGCCUUGGCAGCCUGGGGUAUUGAGUCAGGCCUCAAAUUCCGGGAGGUGGGUUCUCAGGGCCCACCGGAGGCUGACAUCCUCAUCGACUUUGUCCGGGCCUACCACCAGGACAGUUACCCUUUCGACGGGCAGGGGGGGACCCUCGCCCACGCCUUCUUCCCCGGGGAACAUCCCAUCUCCGGGGACACUCACUUCGACGAUGAGGAAAUCUGGACUUUUGGGUCAAAAGAUGGUGAGGGGACAGACCUGUUUGCGGUGGCAGUUCAUGAGUUUGGCCACGCACUGGGCCUGGGCCACUCCUCUGCGCCUGACUCCAUCAUGAGGCCCUUCUACCAGGGUCCUGUCGGGGAGCCCACCAAGUACCGCCUGUCCCAGGAUGACCGUGAAGGCCUGCAGCAGCUCUACGGGAAAGGACCCAAAACCCCAUAUGAUGAGCCCACAAUGAAACCCCUGGCUCCUCCUCCCCCGCCCCCUGCCCUGCCCCCAGGCAGCCCCUCCCUUCCUGUCCCUGAUCGAUGUGAUGGCAAUUUUGAUGCUAUCGCCAACAUCCGUGGGGAAACCUUCUUCUUUAAAGGCCCCUGGUUCUGGCGCCUCCAGCCCUCAGGACAGCUGGUGUCCCCCCGGCCUGCCAGGCUCCACCGCUUCUGGGAGGGGCUGCCCCCCCAGGUGACUGUCGUCCAGGCUGCCUACACCCGGCACCGAGACGGCCGAAUCCUACUCUUCAGUGGCCCGCAGUUCUGGGUGUUCCGGGACCGGCAGCUAGAGGGCGGCGCGCGGCCGCUGGCCGAGCUGGGGCUGCCCACGGGGGAGGAGGUGGACGCCGCGUUCUCUUGGCCGCUGAACGGGAAGACCUACCUGGUCCGGGGCCACCGCUACUGGCGGUACGACGAGGCGGCCGCGCGCCCGGACCCUGGCUACCCGCGCGACCUGAGUCUCUGGGAGGGGGCGCCUCCCAGCCCCGACGAUGUCGCCGUCAGCAACGACGGUGCCACCUACUUCUUCAAGGGCGCCCACUACUGGCGCUUUCCCAAGGGCAGCGUCAAGGCCGAUCCGGACUCCCCGCAGCCCAUGGGCCCCCAGUGGCUGGACUGCCCGGCCGCCAGCGCUGGCCCUCGCUACCCCAGACCCCCCAAAGCGACUCUCAAGCCCGAACCCUGCAAUUGUCAUUGCGAGAUCAACCAGGCCGCCGGGCGGUUGUCCUCGUCUUCGUCGUCGGUGACCCUCCUGCUGCUCCUUCUGGCCCUGCUGGUGGGGGACAUCACGUCCCGCUGAGGGGGUCAGGCCGCUCCACGGCGGGGCCGGUUCUCCCACCACCGGCCUGUACAGUAGGGGGCGGUGAUGGCCUGUCGGGGGUGGUGACGGGCCCAGCAAGGUGGGUGGAGCUAAGCCCUGGGGGUAGGGGUGGGGUGGGUGGGACACGAAGGCUGGCCCUGGACCGAACACAGGAAGUGCUCAGCCCCCCCUCCCCCAAACCCGGCUGCACCUGCUUUGGCCCCCCCAGGACUGUGCAUUUCCCGGAAUGGCUGGCUUUUCUCAGAACACAGCCUGCAGACUCCUUGCAGCCCAAGCCCUGCCUGGCAACAGCGGCUCAGGUGCAUGGGUCUUUAGAGGACAGGCCUGAUCGGGAGACUGAGCCCCAGCACGCCCCCCCACCCCACUUUUCCAGAAGUGUCUCACCCUGUUUUUCUUCCACCAGGUCCCAGUCAACACCACAUGGGUGGGGAACUGGGACCCAGUCGUGAGACCACCCCUGGGCACCGGUGCUGCCCGUUCUGGGUGGCACCAAUGACCACAAGGGUGACCUUCCACAAUCUGGCCCCCGGACCUCCUUGCUGGUCACCACCCUGAAUCCAGAAUUGUCCCAUUCAGUAGGACACCCUCCCCAUCUUUAAAAACCUCUUUUUGCCUCCACCCCGCUGUCUGCAGUUCCCUCAAGGAGAACUCCCGCGCUCCCGUCCGCUCAGUGCUGACCACAGACGGUAGACUGAGCAGUCUCUUCACCUGCGGUCACUGCUUGCUCAGCACUCCUGGCUGAUGAGUGGGCGAAACCUGGGCCAUCCCAUUCACUUCCCACUCUCCCCAGAAUUCAGGAUCUAAAUCAGUGCCUCUGGAACUGUGCUUCUGGAACAUUCCACAUCAGAAUCACCCUGGGAACUUAAAAAUGCAAAUCCCAUGCCCUCACCCUGAAUCUUCACUUGGGAUGGGACUGUCUUGUGGCUUUUCUGUGUCUCUGCCAUGUUCUCCAGGAGCCAACUUUUCAUGUCGCCUGCAGAGCCAAGCUGAUGGCCACAGCUGAUAGGGGUCACCCCCAUGGCUGGAGUCACUCAGUGGCUUUUUCUUGGGCUGCUGUCCAGCCUCAUGCUCCGCAGUGCUACCUAGAGUGAGGCUGUGGGCUGCAGUCCCAGGGAGCACAGACAGGGCCUGCUGUUUAUCAAGGCAAGCAGACCAGUGUGAAGACAACAGCCAGGCACAUCUUUGACCUGUCCAUGACCUGAGAACUCUAAGCCAUCUGAGGAUCUGUCAGGAUCCUGUUAAAGUACAAGGAGGGGAAAAAUUAUAUUUUCAAAGCUUAUCAGGUUGGUUUGGCUCAGUGGAUAGAGCGUCAGCCUGCGGACUGAAGAGUUCUGGGUUUGAUUCAAGUCAAGGACACAUGCCGGGAUUGCAGGCUUGAUCCA